UUCCGCUGAUUUUUGGAAGGAAUAAUGAUAAUUCUAGUUCAAUCAGACGCUCGGGGUUUCUUCACGGGAUGCAGUCUCUCUCUCUCUCUCUCUCUCUUCAACAAUGGCGGAAAUAUCGCCUUACCAUGUGCGCUUCAACAGAUAUUAUUAUUAAUACCCACUGCUUCUACGCUCCUUAUCUUUUCUCUGCUUGUUUCAUUUACUAAAUACCAUGCCGCUGAUUUUUGGAAGGAAUAAUGAUAAUUCUAGUUCAAUCAGACGCUCGGGGUUUCUUCACGGGAUGCAGUGUAUCUCCGUCUAUGGUUCGCCGGAGGAGAAAAAAGAGGAUAGGAGGAGGUUGUCUUCGACGGUGGAGAUAGACGAUGAUGAUUUGGGGUCUUGCAGUUCGUCGACGAUAGGAAGGAACAGUGAUGAUUCCGGUGAAUCACAAUCAGAUGAUGAUGACUCAGCGGAGGCGGAAGUGCAAAGCCAGCCGAAAGGACCUUUGGACACCAUGAAUGCUCUCGAGGAGGUUUUGCCCAUGAGAAAAGGUAUAUCCCAGUUUUAUAAUGGCAAAUCUAAGUCCUUUACAAGUCUAGCCGAUGCGGUUGCUUCUUCUUCUGUCAAAGAUUUUGCCAAGCCGGAAGAUCCCUACAAUAAGAAGCGCAAGAACUUAUUAGUCCGUGGUUCUUUGCUAGACAGUAAACGCAACAAUCCUUUGAGUAACUAUGUAAUUGAGAUAUCUAAGAAAGUAGCCAACACCAAGCGAAGCACAGUGGCUGUGGGGUCCACAACGAUCAGCUCGGACAUCAUCUCAACCGCAUCAUCACCAUCUAGAUGCCGUCCACCCCUGCAUCCAACGUGUAAAAAAUCAACUACAAUCAGACCAUCGUCAUCAUCAACUAAUAGACCAAACCCCCCUUGCCGAUCUUUCUCCUUAUCUGAUCUACAGUUUGUUGCUGCCGGAACUCCUAAAAUAGCUGGCUUGGCUGUUCACAGUGGCAAUAAGAGCAACAAACUGCACUGAGUUUAACUGGAGUUCCACUUUCAAUACUAUGGAACUGGACCUUUCUACAAGGUUUGUAGUUUUAGUCUUGUGUCGGUCGUUUUUUGCGUCCUGCUUUGGUCUGCUGCUUGAAGUGCUAGGUAUACCAUGAUGAUGUGCUUAGAAGUAAUUCCUAAUGUAUUGUUCUUUUGUUUGCUUUGAGACAACGAUGAGAGCAUUAUUGUAUGGAAA
Hibiscus syriacus is the source of this 1216-nucleotide messenger RNA. RefSeq lists its product as uncharacterized. Bases 212 to 1006 code for a protein of 264 amino acids. Lineage: Eukaryota; Viridiplantae; Streptophyta; Magnoliopsida; Malvales; Malvaceae. The transcript is spliced from 2 exons. The record is from RefSeq and is a predicted model, not a curated record.